UUUCCUUUCUACUUUGUACAAUUUCGUGGUGCUUCGUCUCUCAUCAAGUGCAAGGUGCCGUUCCGUAGACUAUCCGUAUAGGCGUGUGGUGAUUCAUUUAACAAUCGCACACAUUUAUUUAUUUAUCGUAACCAUAAGUAAGCUAGGCGACAAUGGAGAAUUAUGAUGUUACAUUCAAUCAACCGGUUGUAAUAGAUAAUGGAUCCGGAAUUAUCAAAGCUGGUUUCGCCGGGGAUCAAAUACCGAAAAGUCGCUUUAGCAACUAUAUUGGAAGACCAAAGCACCCUAGGGUGAUGGCUGGUGGGUUGGAAGGCGACACAUUCAUCGGCCGCAACGUGGAUGAGCAUAGAGGCAUCAUGUCCAUCAAGUAUCCAAUGGAGCAUGGCAUUGUAACAGACUGGAAUGACAUGGAGAAAAUCUGGGCGUUUGUUUAUAGUAAAGAUGAACUAUCAACAUUCUAUGAAGAGCAUCCUGUGCUGCUAACUGAAGCGCCGCUAAAUCCACGACCGAAUCGUGAAAAAAGCGCGGAGAUCUUCUUCGAAAGUUUCAAUGUGCCUGCACUUUUCAUUUCAAUGCAAGCUGUACUUAGUUUAUACUCCACUGGUCGUACUACAGGAUUAGUAUUAGAUUCAGGGGAUGGUGUGACACAUGCAGUGCCUAUUUAUGAAGGAUUUGCAAUGCCGCAUAGCAUUCGGCGGAUUGACGUAGCCGGCAGAGAUGUUUCCAGAUACCUCAGAUUGUUGCUGAGAAAAGAAGGCAUUAAUCUGCGGACAACUGCCGAAUUCGAAACGGUGCGCACAAUUAAGGAGCGGUCGUGUUAUUUGGCGAACAAUCCGCUGAAAGAAGAAACAUUAGAUACGCAGCACAUUAAUUAUCUACUGCCCGAUGGUAAUACGAUUCAAAUAGGACCGGCGGCUUUCCGGGCGCCUGAGGUUCUAUUCCGGCCGGAUUUGAUUGGUGAAGAGUACGAAGGCAUUCACGAAGUUUUAGUUUAUUCCAUUAUGAAGUCGGAUUUGGAUUUGCGCAAAGUUCUGUUCAAGAAUAUCGUUUUAUCCGGUGGUUCGACGCUGUUCAAGGGCUUCGGUGAUAGACUCUUGUCGGAAAUAAAAAAGAUUUCACCGAAAGAUGUGCAGUUGAAGAUUUCUGCCCCGCAAGAAAGAUUAUAUUCCACCUGGAUCGGCGGUUCGAUCCUGGCCGCCCUGGACACCUUCAAAAAGAUGUGGGUAUCCAAGAAAGAAUACGACGAGGAGGGUCAACGCGCUAUCCAUAGGAAAACGUUCUAACCCCGCUCUGCAACCCGCCGACGCGUGUGUUUUAUUAUUCUAAAUAAUGUAAAUGUAAAUAUACUCGCGCAGCUACGUCUUUUCCCGGUGAAAAACAAGCUUGAAAAGCAUACGAAACUUAACAAGUCAAUGUUUCCGCAUAGAUAUAUCAACAAUAUCACAAAAAACAAAAGAAAAGAAAAUACGUGGCGAUCAUGCGCCAUUUACAUGCAAACAUCAGAAUUAUAUUAUUUAUGUUAAUGUUUUACGCGGGACGUUUGUCGCAGCCUGCAAGAGUCGUGCUCACCAAUUGUUUUAAAUUAAUUAUUUUUAUAUUAAUUAGAUUACUGCCGCAAGUAACGCUUCUAUUUAUAUAUCAGCUUUUUCUAUUUCAACAACUAAAACUAGCACAAUUUUGUUUUCAAUGUGGGAAAUAUUCGAUAUGACACGCGGCUUGCAAAUAACAUAAACUAUGUAAAUUUACUUUGCGAAUCCCAGUUUAUAAUAUUAAUUUUGUAAUAAAUGAAGAAAUAAGAACGAAA
Molecule: messenger RNA, 1804 nt
Organism: Dalotia coriaria
Lineage: Eukaryota; Metazoa; Arthropoda; Insecta; Coleoptera; Staphylinidae
Gene: Arp1
Product: Actin-related protein 1
Exons: 4
Coding region: 153-1283 (376 amino acids)
Source: RefSeq, a predicted model, not a curated record